Blastocystis hominis is the source of this 705-nucleotide messenger RNA. RefSeq lists its product as hypothetical. NCBI's taxonomy places the organism in Eukaryota, Bigyra, Opalinata, Blastocystidae. The coding region runs from base 1 to 705 and encodes 234 amino acids. The transcript has a single exon. The record is from RefSeq and is a predicted model, not a curated record.
AUGGGAAAUGGAGUUUUUCUGGACAACUGCAAGUUUCUGUUUGAAAAGGACGUUGAGACCUUCGUGUACUACGCAAAGUAUUUCUCCAAUCGGACCAAUUUAAAGCCGAUUUGGUUUAUCAGCACGGAUUCUGUGAAUGUGAAGCAGAUGUUUUCUCAACGGUUUCCCGACGUUUCGUUCAGUGUGAAGGAUCUGCCCAUGAAGCACACCAUGGCGUCGUCCUAUCGCAACGACGAUCCUGCGACCCAGCGCGCGAUUCUGGACAACUACUUGCUCUCCCGGUCCGACGUGUUGCUCACGACCGGGUGGAGCAGUUUUGGGAAGAUGGCGGCGGGGCGGAUGAGCGUGGGACGGACGAUUCUGAUUACUCGGAACGAUCCGAUCCGCAAUCCCCCUCCCCUGGUAGUUUUUAAUCGCACGCUCUUUUGCUCUGUUUGUAACAAACACGCAGCUGGGCUAGGAAAAGAGGCUGUUGAGGAACGACUCCAUCUGGACGGUUUCGGCUCGCUUGGCGGAGGGCUGGGCGAGGGAAGGAGGGCGCUUGCGAUCGUCCGCUUUCGCUUUGGGCGGUGGAGGAGCGCUGGGUGUGGCGUCUUCCCAGGAGAUGAAGGCGAGCAGGUCCUGCGAUUCAUCGUUGGAGGGGAGUUUGGGCGCAUUGGAAGGGCUUUGAAAGGUGUGGGUGAAAUAGGGACUCGUUUUCUGUGA